UGUCCCUUGGCAUUGUUUCGGCACAGUUUGCAAACAGUCCUGGCAAGUGUGGCACAGAUACCCACCCCAAGGAGGUUUCAAAGGCACUCAAUAGUGAUUUCCGUGAAUUUUCGUUUCGUGAAGAAAAACGCAACAAACUACUCCUCAAAAUGAAGGUUUUCAUCGUCGGAUCCGUCCUGCUGCUGGCCACCGUCGCCUCGGCCCACUACUGGCACUACGUCCCGGCCGAUACCCCCGAGGUGGCCGCCGCCAAGGCCGAACACUUUGCCGCGCACCAGGCCGCCCGCGGACACGUCGGUGCCGGUCCGAUUGACACGCCCGAAGUUCAGCACGCCAAGGCCCAGCACUUUGCCGCCCAUGCCGCUGCCCGUGCUGGCCAUCCCGGAGCCGCCGCUGCCCCUGCCUGGCACGCCGCCCCAGCUGCCCACGCUUGGCACGGAGCCGGUGCCUGGCACGGACCCCAGCACAUCCCGGUGAUCCACAACGGAGUGCCGGUUGAGACCCCGGAAGUCCAGCACGCCAAGGCCGCCCAUCUGGCUGCUCUGCACUCCGCCGGAUCCGGUGCCCACUGGGCCCCAGCCGGACACGAGGACGAUGGCUCCUACAAGCCCCAGUGGGAUGCCCACAACUACUUUACAAUUUUCAAAAUGAGAGCAUUUGUGUUGGGAUCCGUGCUGCUGCUGGCUUCGGCCACUUCCGGUCACUAUCUGGGCCAUGCGGUGUCCUCGCAGUACCAGGCUCAUGACGGUGUCGGUGGAUACUCGUACGGCUAUGCUGACCAGAACUCGCAGAAGCACGAGACCAAGGACGCCCAUGGAGUGACCCACGGUGGAUACUCGUACGUCGAUGGAGAUGGUCACACGCAGACCGUGAAGUACACCGCGGAUCCGAUCCACGGUUUCCAGGUUGCGGCCACCAAUCUGCCCAAGGGACCAGCUCCGGUUCCGGUUCAUGACGUCCACGCCCACCACGUUCCGGCCUACACCGCUUAUGCCGCCCCAUGGGCCUACGCGCACCCGAUUGCUCUGGGACACAACGGCGUCCCGCUAGAGACCCCGGAAGUCCAGGCUGCCAAGGCUGCCCACUUCGCCGCCCAUGCCGAAGCCAAGUCCCGCCUGCACAAGCGUUCCGCCCCAUGGGGAUACGUUCCUGCUGACACCCCGGAAGUGUCCGCCGCCAAGGCUGCCCACUUUGCCGCUCACGCCGCCGUCAAGACCGGACAUGGUCCAGUUGCUGCCCCGAUCGCCGCCCACCACCAACACUGGGACCAUGCCCCAGCCCAGAAGGCCUGGCACGGACCCAUCCACAUCCCGGUGAUCCACAAGGGAGUUCCGCUUGAGCCCAAGGAAGUGCAGCACGCCAAGGCCGAACACGCCGCCGCCUACGCCAAGGUCCAGGGACACCAGCACUACGCCCCAGCUCCCCAGGAACACUACGGACACCACGAGGAGGCCAAGUCGUACGGUGCCUGGCACGGACCCCAGCACAUCCCGGUGAUCCACAACGGAGUUCCAGUCGAAACCCCCGAGGUGCAGCACGCUAAGGCCGCCCACCUGAACGCUCUGGCCGGUGCCGGUGCCCACUCCGGACACGCUGCCGCCCCUGCCUGGGGACAUGGCCCCGAAGACGACGGCUCGUACGACCCCGCCAAGUACGAACGCGCCGACUACUAGAUCAUCCCAAACACACACACAAGAUGCCAAACCACCUCCUAGAAACUAGAAAAA
This is a messenger RNA of Culex pipiens pallens (northern house mosquito), 1727 nucleotides long. RefSeq names its product histidine-rich protein PFHRP-II (gene Cpr92F). The record is from RefSeq and is a predicted model, not a curated record. The transcript has 4 exons. Bases 150 to 1673 code for a protein of 507 amino acids. NCBI's taxonomy places the organism in Eukaryota, Metazoa, Arthropoda, Insecta, Diptera, Culicidae.